Tinamus guttatus (white-throated tinamou) is the source of this 1404-nucleotide messenger RNA. NCBI's taxonomy places the organism in Eukaryota, Metazoa, Chordata, Aves, Tinamiformes, Tinamidae. The record is from RefSeq and is a predicted model, not a curated record.
CUUCCCAAAAUUCCAGUUCAUCCCAUUGGUUAUCAUGAUGCUGAGUCACUGCUGCGUGACAUGGGAGGUCCUCCACCACCAGACAGCAGCUGGAAAGGAAGUUUGAAUGUAUCUUAUAACAUUGGUCCUGGUUUCACAACAAAUUAUUCUACAAGAAAGGUGAAAUUACACAUUCAUAGUAACAACAAAGUAACAAGGAUUUACAAUGUGAUCGGAACCAUCAGAGGCGCAGUGGAACCAGACAGAUAUGUCAUCCUGGGAGGCCACCGUGAUUCUUGGGUGUUUGGUGGAAUUGAUCCUCAGAGUGGGGCCGCUGUGGUUCAUGAGAUUGUGAGGAGCUUUGGAAAACUAAAAAAGGAAGGAUGGAGACCAAGGAGAACCGUGAUAUUUGCAAGCUGGGAUGCAGAGGAGUUUGGUUUGUUAGGAUCGACAGAGUGGGCCGAGGAGAAUGCCAAAAUAUUACAGGCACGAGGAGUGGCUUAUAUCAAUGCAGAUUCCUCCAUUGAAGGAAACUACACACUAAGAGUAGAUUGCACCCCGCUUAUGUACAGGCUGGUGUACAGCCUGACCAAAGAGAUACCAAGUCCUGAUGAGGGCUUUGAAGGUAAAUCUCUAUAUGAGAGCUGGCAUAAAAAAAACCCAUCAAGAGAAUAUAAAGAGGUACCCAGAAUAAAUAAACUGGGUUCUGGCAAUGACUUCGAGGUCUUUUUUCAACGGCUUGGCAUCGCUUCCGGCAGAGCCCGUUACAGUAAAAACUGGAAUGUAGAAAAAUAUAGCAGCUAUCCAGUCUACCACAGUGUCUAUGAAACCUAUGAAAUCGUGGAGAGGUUUUAUGAUCCCACUUUCAAGAAUCAUCUGACAGUGGCUCAGGUACGGGGAGGGCUGGUGUUUGAACUGGCCAACUCUGUUGUCCUUCCCUUCGACUGCAGAGAUUAUGCAGCAGCUGUGAGCAGUUAUGCUUAUGUCAUCUACAAUUUGUCAAAGAACCAUGAAGAGCAACUAUCAAAAUACAGUGUAUCCUUUGAUGCUCUGUUUUCAGCUGUGAAAAAUUUUACAGAAGUCUGUGCUCGCUUUCAUGAGAACCUGCAGCAAAUAGAUAAUAAUAACCUACUUGCUCUCAGAUCUUUAAAUGAUCAACUCAUGUUUCUAGAACGGGCUUUCAUUGAUCCUCUUGGACUACCUGACAGGCCAUUCUACAGAAAUGUCAUCUUUGCUCCAAGCAGCCAUAAUAAGUAUGCAGGAGAAUCAUUCCCAGGAAUCUACGAUGCCCUGUUUGAUAUCGAAAGCAAAGCAGAUCAGCAUGGAGCCUGGGAAGAAGUGAAGAGGCAGAUUUCCAUUGCAGCCUUCACUGUGCAGGCAGCAGCAGGGACACUGAAAGAAGUAGCAUAAGUUUCAGCAGUAUCA